Penicillium manginii is the source of this 321-nucleotide messenger RNA. Its product is annotated as 60S ribosomal protein eL30. The record is from RefSeq and is a predicted model, not a curated record. Gene Ontology annotation, molecular function: RNA binding; structural constituent of ribosome. The transcript is spliced from 3 exons. The coding region runs from base 1 to 321 and encodes 106 amino acids. NCBI's taxonomy places the organism in Eukaryota, Fungi, Ascomycota, Eurotiomycetes, Eurotiales, Aspergillaceae. Gene Ontology annotation, cellular component: cytosolic large ribosomal subunit.
AUGGCUGGCAAGAACAAGAAAGGUGCCGAUAAUAUCAAUGCCCGGCUCGCCCUGGUCAUGAAAUCCGGCAAGGUCACUUUGGGCACAAAAUCGACUAUGAAAUCACUUCGUUCGGGCAAAGCCAAGCUUGUUAUCAUUUCGGGAAAUGCUCCUCCUCUGCGCAAGUCAGAGCUCGAGUACUAUGCCAUGCUGGCCAAGACGCCUGUCCACCACUUUGCGGGAGACAAUAUCGAGCUGGGAACUGCAUGUGGCAAGCUCUUCCGUUGUUCUACCAUGGCCAUUCUUGAUGCUGGCGACUCGGAUAUCCUGGCCGACCAGUGA